AUGAAGAAGUAUUCCUUCAAGGGGUUGCUCCUUAGAAGGAAAAAAGAGCAUGCUAUUAACCUAUGUGAAGGAAAAGAACCUGUGAAUGUUAGACCCUAUCGAUACCCUUAUUGCCACAAGGCAGAGAUUGAAAAGCAAGUAAAGGAGAUGUUGAAUUCUGUUUCACAUAAGGGAGUAGCCAUGGAUUCCGCAAAAUUCAAAGUGUUAUCCAAUGGCCUAUAUCUACAAAUGUUAAAGGAGUUUGAAGUUUUUGGUGUGACUGGUUAUUAUUGCCAGUUUAUUCAAAACUAUAGCAAGAUAGCAAGGCCUUUAACUAAGCUCACCAAGAAAGACGGUUUCCCUUGGAAUCCCAAUGCCCAGGUUGCUUUUGAAUUAUUAAAACAGAAAUUAACAACAGAGUCAGUAUUAGCUCUUCCAGAUUUCUCUCAACCUUUUAGCAUUGAGUGUGACGCAUCAGGCUAA
This is a messenger RNA of Abrus precatorius (Indian licorice), 462 nucleotides long. RefSeq lists its product as uncharacterized. The record is from RefSeq and is a predicted model, not a curated record. The transcript has 2 exons. NCBI's taxonomy places the organism in Eukaryota, Viridiplantae, Streptophyta, Magnoliopsida, Fabales, Fabaceae. The coding region runs from base 1 to 462 and encodes 153 amino acids.